UCGUCUGCCCCUGCCCUCGAGAAAACAACUUCUCCUUCUCGGUUAUGUCCGCGGUGAAAUCUCCGUUGAUUUCUCAGUCUUGUGAUCGGUGCGGGAUUGUACGUAUGACCAGUUUUUCCACCACGGUUUUAUUAGUUCGUGGCUGUGUAGGCUGAGUUUUGCAAUUGAACAGUUAAUCGUAAGUUUGUCGACUUUUUCCCUUUUUCCCUCGUUAAAUUUCAUCACCCAGUGCGAAUGUCAGUUGACGAUGAGAAAAUGACUUUAGACCGACAAUGCUUCGAUGCCGCCCGAGAUGGAUUAUUAACGUAUUUGAGGAACAGGAGAUGGUGUCGGAGAUGCAGGCGCUGCUGGCGGAAGAGCCUCCGGAGUCAGUAUCACAAGUAGUGAGUUGCAAGACGGAAGGAAAAACUCCGCUGGUUAUGGCCUGUCGAAAUGGGCACCUAGGGGUCGUCGAGUACCUAGUCGACAGGUGUAACGCUGACAUAGAACAAAGUGGACAAGUGGUGUUUGAUGGUGACACGAUCGAAGGAGCUCCUCCUUUAUGGUGUGCAGCAGCAGCGGGUCACUUUGAAAUCGUCAAGUUCCUCGUGCGUCGCGGCGCGAAAGUCAACAGCGUCUGCCGCAGUAAUUCAACCCCCCUCCGCGCCGCUUGCUACGACGGACACUUCGAGAUAGUCAAAUUUCUAAUCAAACAUGGUGCAGAUGCAAGUAUAUCAAAUAGGCAUGGACACACUUGCUUGAUGAUUGCAUGCUACAAGGGACAUUACAAUAUUGCCAAGUAUCUUCUCUCGCUUAAUGUGGACGUGAACUUCAAGAGUGUCAAAGGAAACACUGCACUGCACGACUGCGCCGAGUCUGGCAGCCUCAGCAUCAUGAAAUUACUCAUCGAGCGUGGUGCUAAAAUGGAUGUUGAUGCCUAUGGUAUGACACCUCUACUAGGUGCAUGUGUCACAGGACAUGCAAGUAUUGUGGAGUAUUUAAUAGGAACUCCUAGCUUGGUCACCAGACAAGAACGUAUAGACGCCCUCGAAUUACUUGGAACAACUUACGUUGAUAAAAUGCGCGACAUGCUUGAAACCAUCAAGCUUUGGAGACGUGCAAUGGAAGAAAGGUACAAUGUGGAGCCAAAAAUUGAGAAACCACGAGAUGUAGAAACAAAGGAAGCCUAUGAACAUGCCCGUGAAUUUCGCACCUUCGAAGAAUUGGAUGAUUUGCUCUCAGACCCUGAUGAAAUGCGCAUGCAAGCACUGCUCAUUCGAGAGAGAAUUCUUGGUCCAGCUCAUCCUGACACAUGUUAUUAUAUUCGAUUCAGAGGUGCUGUCUAUGCUGACGUGGGAAAAUUUUCCCGUACAAUCUCACUGUGGAACUAUGCCCUGGAAAUGCAACAAACCUUGCUAGAACCGCUGAAUCCCAUGACACAAAGCUCUCUUUUCUCUUUUGCCGAACUGUUCUCGUUCAUGAUGGAGGAACAGAGCCUUGCCCAAACUAGUUCCCGCAACAGACCUAGUGCCAUAAUAAAUCCUCAAGACGUCAUGUAUGUCUUUAGUAAGGCUAUUGAAGAGCUGUCAAAAGGAAUGAAAAUGAAAGUUGUAGACUUAGCACAUGUCCAUCGAGUGUUGGCAAUAUCUCUAUACCUAGCUUGUCUUUUGGCUAAAAUCCUUGCAACAAUGACAGAGGAACAAAAACAUCAAGUGCGGCAAAUGGUAUACUCGUUAGUUUCCUUUAAAUUAGUAGGUAGAAAUGGCUGCACAGCUCUUCAUCUAGCUUGUAGUAGUAAUGCAAUAGUUGUCGGAAAAUACCCAGCAUGCCGAUUUCCAUCAACCCCCCUUGUGGAGCUGCUCUGUUCUGUUGGUGCAGACGUUAAUGCACGCGACUGGGCUGGAAACACUCCUCUUCAUCUUGCAGCUCAAGCGGACCCUAUCCCUGUAGAUUUAGUUCAAGCUUUACUCAAGGCGGGUGCUCACUUAGAUUACGUCAAUCACGCAGGAGAAACGUUCAAAGACCUUCUCGCUGGUCAACCGCUACACCAGCUAGUUAAUGAAUUACACUUCACCAAGCUGUCAUGUUUAGCAGCUAGAGUCAUUAGGCAGCAUAAGAUACCAUUUGAAGGCGAGAUGCCUGCAUGCCUUGAGUCUGUAGUAACAAAUCACUGAUCUUGUCCCUUAAAGAAGAUCCUUUGCUUACAACCUAAGUAAUGGGUCUAUAUUCUCCAUCUUUACGCUAACGCCUCUGUGGUUCCCCAUUUUCUGACUCAAGGGUGGAACUUUUGCUUAGUUUUGUGGCAAAGAAUCAAAAAUGUUUCAAUGAUCCAACUUCAAGGAAAUUGUAGUAGGUAAGAGUAUAUCUUGCAACCAACCAGCCUUGAAUUUGAAGCCAUUUUGGCAUUUGUCGUUUUUAUUAAUGAUCUAGUAUAGGGAUAAAAAAGACUGAGUUUUUUAAAUAAUCUUUUGUAUACUUUUUUUAAAAAAUUAGAUUCGAAUCUAAGUUUGACUAGCAAUGCAUAAUUUUAUACUUCAUUGAAAUGAAUAGAACAAUACUGACUUCAGAAUUUGAGUAUUUUAUUCUACAAUUGCAGCUUAUCUGCUUUACAAUAAGGUAGCCAAUUUUUUUUCUCUUUUCAAAGUUAUGACAAAAACUUAGUUCCAAAUGGUUGGAGCUAUCAUUUCAUUUCUCAGUAAUUCGAUGUAUUUUCUUUCAACUUUUGCAGUGUUUGAGAGUUUUAAUCUUGUUUCUUUGUUUGCUACAAAACUUUGCAGAAGUCUCUCUAAGUUUUGACAGCCGGAAUUUUAAAUGUCAGUCCGUUCAAGGGCUCUAUUUAUUCUAAGUCUUUUCUUUUGUGAUAUUGAAAUUCGAGCCUAAAACACUUUGGGACUUUUCUGUUUUCGUUUCUACGCUUCUCGUAUCCUCAGUCAGUGUUUUAGUUCUUGCCGGAUGUGUUUCCUUACUCCUUAACUUAUAUUGUUCCUCUCUUCCCUGUUUUUUGCUCGGAAUAUUUAUUUGAUUUUUUCCUUCUCCCGUCUUGUUCUUUCCUUGUCUAUGCUUCAGCCUAGGUUUAGUUUUAAGGGAUCAACAUACCUCCUCCAUUGCCAUUCUUCAGUUUCUCUCCCAAAAUAGUGUCUCCUGAAAACAAAAUCAGCUGAACUUUUUAAUUGUAUUUUCAUGUAACGAAAAAAAGAGAUAAAGUUAAUUCUGGAAACUCCAAAAUUAUUGAUCAGUCAAACCAAAUGUUGUAUUUAUCAAAUUGAUUUCCUCUUCAAUUUCAGUUUUUAGAAAUUAUUACAUCUCCUUCUUGCUGAGGAAGUAACUAUUGCCUACACUAUAGUACUUUUGGAUGCGUUUUUAAAUCUUGAUAUUAAUUACGAAAACAGGCAAAUAGAUUUUAUAUGAUUGUGUUGUUUUAAAAAGCAAGACAGAGCUGUAUAUUUUAAAUCUUUAACCAAGUGAGCUGUUUCUUUAAUGAGGAAUUGAAGUUGCGAUUGGAUAUUAUGUUGGUACUAUUUUUCUGGGAGGUCACAAUAAAAUCAAGUAGUUCGUCUCCUCCUUAUUAAUCAGUUAUAUUUCAAGUGAUAAAUUAAAAACAGAAACCUCUAAGAACAGCAAAACUGUGAAUAUUAGUUUUUAAGAAUUAUUAAGGGUACUAGUGAUCUUCAUUGUUCUUGUUACGUCCUUCGAGCAAACUUUAUUGUCUGGUACCGAAAUUCAGAAGAAAGUAGGUAAAGAUUAUUAAAUUUGCAACAAAAAUUUCACUCGUGUUGAUUAUUCUCGUAAAUAAAUAUGUAUAUUUUUUCUUUUUUAA
Messenger RNA from Bemisia tabaci, 3796 nucleotides. RefSeq names its product protein fem-1 homolog CG6966. Gene Ontology annotation, molecular function: protein binding. NCBI's taxonomy places the organism in Eukaryota, Metazoa, Arthropoda, Insecta, Hemiptera, Aleyrodidae. The record is from RefSeq and is a predicted model, not a curated record.